This is a messenger RNA of Cucurbita moschata (crookneck pumpkin), 2664 nucleotides long. Its product is annotated as G-type lectin S-receptor-like serine/threonine-protein kinase At2g19130. The transcript has a single exon. Gene Ontology annotation, biological process: recognition of pollen; protein phosphorylation. The record is from RefSeq and is a predicted model, not a curated record. Bases 21 to 2495 code for a protein of 824 amino acids. Gene Ontology annotation, molecular function: protein serine/threonine kinase activity; ATP binding. NCBI's taxonomy places the organism in Eukaryota, Viridiplantae, Streptophyta, Magnoliopsida, Cucurbitales, Cucurbitaceae.
CUGCAAAUUUCUCUGCUGCUAUGGAAACCAGAGACGGCGUGUGGUUGAUGCCUUGUGCUUUGUUCCUCAUCUUGUCGCUCGUUUCCCAACCAUCUAUGGCAGCGGAUUCCAUCUCUGUAAAUGAGACCAUCUCUGGAGACAAAACUAUUGUUUCUUCUGGAGAGGUGUUCAGGCUUGGUUUCUUCCGCCCAGGUAAAGCUACUUCUUCCAAGCAUUACAUUGGCAUCUGGUAUAACAAAAUCUCUGUACAGACAGUAGUUUGGGUUGCAAACAGAGAUGCACCCAUUUCCGAUCCAUCUGCUUCUGCCUUGAAAUUCUCAAAUGGUAAUUUAGUUCUCUUGAACGAGUCUAGAAUCCCAGUUUGGUCCGCCAAUAUAAGUUCUACGCCGUUGGGAUCUUUACGAGCUACGAUUCAAGAUGAUGGGAAUUUUGUGCUGAAGAAUGGUCCUAAUUCGUCUAAACCCUUGUGGCAAAGUUUUGAUUUUCCAACUGAUACGUGGCUUCCUGGGAGUAAGCUUGGACGUAAUGAUACUACUAAACAGACCCAAAGUCUGACCGCCUGGAAGAACCCAGAGGAUCCUGGAUCGGGCCUCUUCUCUCUGGAGCUUGAUCCUAAAGGAACCAGCGCGUAUUUCAUUAUGUGGAACAGAACUAGACAGUAUUGGAGCAGUGGACCUUGGGUUGACAACAUGUUUAGCUUGGUUCCUGAGAUGAGGCUCAAUUACAUAUAUAAUUUCAGCUUUGUAACAGCCAAUAACGAAAGCUAUUUCACUUACUCCAUGUAUAACGCUUCUGUCAUAUCCCGGUUUGUGAUGGAUGUGUCUGGGCAGGCAAAGCAAUUCACAUGGCUAGAGAGCUCAAAGCAGUGGAAUCUGUUCUGGGGUCAACCAAGGCAGCAGUGUGAAGUCUAUGCUCUUUGUGGAGCAUUUGGCAGCUGCACCGAGAACUCCUCACCCAUAUGUAGUUGUGUGACUGGGUUCGAGCCAAAGUCGAGUCUUGAAUGGGAUUUGAAAGAAUAUUCUGGUGGGUGUAGACGAAAAACUAAACUGGCAUGCGAGAAUCCGGUUCCUAGUGGUGGUGCGGACAGGUUCUUACUGGAGCCUUAUAUGAAGCUGCCUGAUCCUUCACAGUCUAUGGCAGUUGCAAAUGAUAGAGACUGUGAAUCAUUAUGCUUACGAAAUUGCUCUUGUACUGCUUAUUCAUAUGAGAAUCGUCGAUGUGAAAUUUGGAGCGGAGAUCUCUUGGAUAUGCGGAAACAGUCACCAAGUGAUCCGGGUACGAGAUCACUGUAUCUCAGGCUUGCAGCUUCUGAGUUUUCAAGUAGAAAGAGGAACACAGGAAUGAUCGUUGGUAUUGUUGUUGGGUCAGCUGCUGUUUUAGCAACUGUGCUGGCUGUACUCUUUCUUCUGAGGAGGAGGAGGAGAAUUGUAGGAAAAGGGAAAACGGUGGAGGGUUCAUUGGUGGCUUUUGAGUACAGAGAUUUGCAGAAUGCAACAAAGAAUUUCUCUCAUAAACUUGGGGGAGGAGGCUUUGGUUCUGUCUUUAAAGGGUCUCUGGCUGAUUCAACGAUUGUGGCAGUGAAGAAGUUAGAGAGUGUUAGCCAAGGAGAGAAGCAAUUCAGGACAGAAGUCAGCACAAUCGGGACAAUACAGCAUGUUAACUUGAUUCGGCUUCGUGGGUUUUGCUCAGAAGGCAGUAAAAAACUGUUGGUAUAUGAUUACAUGCCUAAUGGUUCUCUAGAUGCUCAUCUUUUCCAUGACAAGGUUUUGGACUGGAAAACAAGAUACCAAAUUGCUCUUGGGACUGCAAGAGGGUUGGCUUAUCUGCACGAGAAGUGCCGUGAAUGCAUAGUACAUUGUGACAUCAAGCCUGAAAACAUUCUCUUGGAUGCUCAAUUUUGUCCCAAAGUGGCUGACUUCGGCCUGGCCAAGCUGUUUGGACGAGAGUUCAGCAGAGUCCUGACAACCAUGAGAGGCACACGAGGCUAUCUAGCGCCCGAGUGGAUCUCGGGGGUGGCAAUAACAGCUAAAGCCGACGUUUUCAGCUAUGGGAUGAUGCUUUUCGAGUUCGUGUCGGGAAGAAGGAACUCGGAGCAAUCUGAAGACGGAACAAUCAAGUUUUUCCCAAGUUUGGUUGCAAACACAAUAUCUGAAGAAGGAGACGUCCUUAGCUUGUUGGACUCAAAGCUACAAGGAAAUGCUGAUGUAGAAGAGCUGAAGAAGCUGUGUAAUGUAGCCUGUUGGUGCAUCCAAGACGAAGAAGUCCAGAGACCAUCAAUGAGUAAUAUUGUCCAAAUUCUUGAAGGCGUUUUGGAAGUAAACAGACCGCCGAUGCCGAGAUCCCUACUCGCAUUUAACGACAGCCACGAGCAUCUCGUCUUCUUCACUGAAUCGUCUUCGUCAUCGUCUUCAAACCGGAAUUCCAAGACCAGCUCGUCGACUUCAUCAUCUCAGGCCAAAAGCAGCACAUCCACAACGAGCUCCAAUGCGGCCUGAAGUUUGCUGAAUUUCAAGGCGUUGCUCUUGCACACUCUUUUCAUCCAAUUCAGUAUAUAUUCUGUCUCUUUGAUUCCCCUUUUAACGUCCUACUCUAUGAGGGAUUUUCAUUUGCAUUUCCAGUAAGAUAACCAUAUAAUAUAUGUCCUCAAGUCUUUGUUUUUUUUUU